AUGGGUAUUUUCCAUUCUUUUCUUUUCUUUUUUCCCCACUCUUCAGAUCUCCUGAGCGAGGAUGAGAUUUAUUGCUCCUGUUUACUGAAGACUUUGUGCUAUACCUCCACCCCGGUCACCGUAGGUUUCUAUUCACCAUACAAAACACGUGUUCACUCCUUAAUGGAAAAGGUUGCAGGACAGAUGCUCAAAGAAUCCAUCCGAAGGGAAGAAGAAAGCCGAAAGUUCCAACUCCCACAAAGGAGGAGCUACCUGACCCUCCUCUGGUACAUCCUGUUCUGCCAACCUGUCGUCACCAAGAAGCACCUCCAGAGAAAAACCAUCAAGUUCCUCUUCAUAAAAUUCAGCGCCUGGGAGUAUGCCUGCAACAACCAGUUGUGGGCGGGGUUGGUCACCAGCCUGUGUGACCAUAUCCGCCACCACUUCGGUCCUCUUCCGCUGAGUUUCUAUCAUGUGGUAGGAAGCCCUCCAGAUUUCGUCUCGGGAUUAUAUGCCCAAAAAGAGUGGAGGCUUAAAAGGAAAACGUGCUGUAUCACCGGAGGACUCGUGGUAAUUAUUUUGCUAGCUGGUGCAGGCCUGGUUACUAUCGCCCUCUUCGUGCCAGGGAUAAGGGAUGGCACACUCUUGAAGUACCUUGGUAGCGGCAUUGCUGUCAUCUUGGGCUCCGGCUUCGUCAUCGCCAUCAGUCCCGUGAUUAAGCACUUAAUCAUCAGCCAGAAAAAGAAGAUCGAGAGCAUGACCAACGAUGAGAAGUUCACCAGACAGCUGGGUUUUAGGAGUGCAGUGAAGCGCGAGAUUGAGGUCCUCACCAGCUUUAUCUACUUCAUGGAAAUCUUCGAGAAACGGCGCUUCAAGAUUGUCUUUAAGAUUACAGGUUUAGAUAUAUGCAACCCCGAACAGGUGGUUGGGGUGUUGAACGCCAUCAAUACGCUCCUUUCCAACAGGAAUGCCCCCUUCAUCUUCAUCCUGGUGGUUGACCCCUCCGACAUCGUCUCUUCCUUGGAGCAGGCGAGCAGCGUGAAGGGAAUGGCGGACAACGGCUACCUAUACCUCAACCGCACCGUGACGCUUCCUUUCUCCAUCCCGGAAAUCGCCAUCAAGUCCAAGAUGCAUUGUUUGAAGGAGACCUUGCAGAAACAUGAAGCUCUCAAAAAUGUAAGGGAAGGGAUUCCUUCCUUGGGGAUGAAUGUCGAAGCACUGAGGGACACGCAAGUCCAGAUCGAUAAACUGGCAUCCACGUAUAUCCGUAAAGCUUUCGAAUGCUUGGAAGAUGAAGAGGGUCGUCUCCACCAUUAUGUCCCAGAUAGCAUUAUCCAGAUGACCAGGAUCAUCAACACCAUCCCCAUUACGAUCAGGUUGAUGACGCAACAGCCCCUGUUGAGGCGCAACGUCUCUCCCUGUAAUGUGGCCAGUUGGGUGGUAUUGGCCAACCAAUGGCCGUGUCGCUUGAGUUGGAUCCUCCAACGCAUGGAAGACACACUGAAGGGCCAACCGCCCGACGGUUAUGAGAAGUUGUUGAUGUGGGACGUCUUUGUGGAGACGUGUCCUGAGCUGUUCUCCAAGCAUAAGGAACUCCAGAACGUCAUGGCCUUGGAUGGUGACCCUGAACUUUUUGAGAAAUUCUUGUCCAUGGAUUUCCUCUUCACCGUUCAAGAAGGGAAGGAAUUCCUGAAGUAUACUGUGAACUUAGACCAUUCCAUAAGAUGUAAGAUGAGACAGCUGCAGGCUCUGGCGACUCUGGAGACCUACAGAAAAGGUGGAACAAAUUCAAAGAAGAGGGCUUAG
Pantherophis guttatus is the source of this 1785-nucleotide messenger RNA. Lineage: Eukaryota; Metazoa; Chordata; Lepidosauria; Squamata; Colubridae. The record is from RefSeq and is a predicted model, not a curated record.